Molecule: messenger RNA, 3695 nt
Organism: Doryrhamphus excisus (bluestripe pipefish)
Lineage: Eukaryota; Metazoa; Chordata; Actinopteri; Syngnathiformes; Syngnathidae
Gene: onecut3a
Product: one cut homeobox 3a
Biological process (GO): regulation of transcription by RNA polymerase II
Cellular component (GO): nucleus
Molecular function (GO): RNA polymerase II cis-regulatory region sequence-specific DNA binding; DNA-binding transcription factor activity, RNA polymerase II-specific
Source: RefSeq, a predicted model, not a curated record
CCACUGGGGCACGCACAUGCGCACAGGCUGGCGGUAAUCUCAGCAUCCACACGCACACACACACACACACACACACACACACACACUUGCAAGCAUACAGACAGAGUGAGGAGAGAAAGGAGAGAGCAGCGGAAGGUGCAGGGAGGAGAGAGAGAGAGAAAGGAAGACAUCGCAGAGAGCGGCGCCACUAGGAGAGGACCAUGCUGGAUUGACUGCACAGAAGCAACCACAAUCAAUGGCUCGCCUUUGAAAUCGUUCAAAAAUUAUCGGAAAGGAGUGGAGCGGGAAAAAAAACGAGCGACGAGAGAGAGAGAGCGAGAGAGUGGGGUGGAAUUAAAGAUCCCCCCUUUUUUCCUACCCCAAACAUGGAGCUUACAAUGGAGAACAUUGGUAACCUGCACGGCGUGCCCCACUCCCACCAAAGCGGCGACCUCAUGAACUCCCCCCAUGCACGACAGUCGUCGGCGUCCCACCGGAACUUGGUGUCCUCUCACGGCCGCUCGGCUAUGGUGUCCAGUAUGGCCUCCAUCCUGGAGGGGGCCGGUGACUACCGUACGGACCACGCACUCUCCGGGCCCUUGCACCCGGCCAUGACCAUGUCGUGCGACUCGGGCAUGAGCCUGAGCAGCACCUACACCACGUUGACGCCGCUACAGCACCUGCCACCCAUCUCGACAGUGUCGGAGAAGUUCCACCACCCGCACCCGCACGCUCACCACCACCACCCGGCGCACCAGCGUCUGGCGGCGGGCAACGUGAGCGGCAGCUUCACGCUGAUGAGGGACGACCGCAGCCUCGCCUCCAUGAGCAACCUCUACGGCCACUACCCGAAGGACAUGUCCGGCAUGGGCCAACCUCUGUCGCCGCUCUCUAACGGUCUCGGGCCUUUGCACAGCUCACAGCAAUCCCUUGGCGCCUACGGCCCGGGAGCUCACCUCUCCAACGAUAAGAUGCUCUCCGCUGGGGGGUUCGACUCCCACGCAGCCAUGCUCUCCAGAGGUGAGGAGCACUUGGCGCGGGGCCUCGGUGGCCACGGAGCCGGGCUCAUGUCAUCCCUGAACGGCAUACACCACCACAGCCAUCCGCACUCUCAGGCAAACGGCUCCAUGCUGUCAGACCGGGACCGGCAGACGGUGGUGGGGGGAGCUCAGGGGGGAGGCUCCGGCCAGGUGGAGGAGAUCAACACCAAAGAGGUGGCACAACGAAUAACGGCCGAGCUCAAGCGCUACAGCAUCCCGCAGGCCAUAUUCGCCCAGAGGAUCUUGUGCCGCUCCCAGGGAACUCUGUCCGACCUGCUGCGGAACCCUAAACCGUGGAGUAAACUCAAGUCCGGCCGGGAGACCUUCAGGCGAAUGUGGAAGUGGCUCCAGGAGCCAGAGUUCCAGCGGAUGUCGGCGCUGAGGCUUGCAGCCUGCAAGCGCAAAGAACAGGAGCAACACAAGGACCGCAACACGGCACCCAAGAAGCAGCGCCUGGUCUUCACCGACCUGCAGCGACGCACACUCAUCGCCAUCUUCAAAGAGAACAAGAGACCAUCCAAGGAAAUGCAGAUCACCAUCUCCCAGCAGUUGGGCCUGGAGCUCAGUACCGUCAGCAACUUCUUCAUGAACGCCAGGCGCCGCUGUGUGGACCGCUGGCACGACGACCAUGGCACCAGCCCGGGGCAGCCGGGCACCUCCGCCACCACGUUCUCUAAGGCUUGAAAGGAGGAGGAGGAGUAGGAGAGGGCCCUCAGAUGGCCGGGCAUGUAGGUUGGAAGAGCAGGUGUAGCACACUGGAAUUGAGACCCUGCCUAUGAUAACCAUUCCUGGCCUGGACCACUCUGACAGCGUCAUCUGCCCGAGAAAUCCUUUGUGCCAUGCAAUCAUCUUUUCUUGUCGGUCAAAAAUUCAAGCUCUAAAAGGUGAAGUCAGGUCAAGUCUGUAUUACUCUCAUAAGGACAAUCAUUGAUUAUGUCUUUUUUGAAAGAAAAUCAUCCUUAGGGCAUCUUUGUUUCAGACAAAGUAAAGAGACACCAAAGAUUUUUUGUUGUUGGACAGUACUGGGCACAAGCUAGCCUCCUUCACCACCGACGUAGCCACUGAUCCUGCUUUUUGCCCCCUACCAAUUGACCUCUUUGUGUCCACUCUUAUAUCCCUCCGUAGAAGCCAAAAAAAAAAAACGGCAAUAAAUCUGACAGAGCAGCACAUAGCCUUAUUAUCCAAGCCCUAUACUGCACACGCGCUCUCAAAACCCAAGAAUGAUGUAGUCUGUAAAAAAAAAACAAAAAAACCCAAAGCUUUCCAGUUCCCUCCGCCCCCUCAUCCUAUAAUCUUCCUCAUUCCUCGGCCUAAGGUAUUCCCUGAUGGUCAUCCAUUGCAGAAAGCAGCUCAAGCCCGAUCAUACGGCGAGCUAAUGAAUUGAAAAAUGAAUCGAUGCAGACAGAGCGGGCAAGGCCUUGACCUCUCCCUCAAGGUGAAAAACCAAGAUGCUCAACAGCAGCAGCAGGUCUUCCAGGCACAGGUCUACAUAUAUAUAUUUUGCACAGAUGUUGGCCUGUAGAGGGAAGACCUGUCAUUGUAAGUCUGAACCGAGAGGUUCUCUGACUGGGAAGAGGUGGGCAAUAAGUCUGGAAAUGCUCUUUUGUUCAGUUAGGAGCUUUUUCUCUGAUCAAUAACCCAGAAAGCGGCGGUUAAAGCGACAAAAACAUGCUCAGGCAUCCGUCCAGUCGCUAUAGGGAAAGCACUCAAUGGAGAUGGGGACACAAAGGGACUCAGAGCGCCUCCCUUCAAAGAUCAUUUACUUGUAGAGCCACAGUGCACCCUGCUGGCCAAAGUGUAGACAUAUUCAGGCACUGGCUGAUCAAUAACUUAGCUAUUGUCCCAGCUAAAGCAGAGGGGGAUGGACAAAGGUGAUCCUAAAACUGCAGGGAUUGACCAACCCAACAAAUGUCAAAAACAGGAGAAGGGGACAAUACAAUACAAAGAAGAUGCAUUAUAUUUCCUAUAGGAGGCUUCCUUGUUCGUCAUCUCAUAUUUCCAAAAACACAAAGGUUAGACGUAGCCAAACCAAGCUGUCCAAAAUGCUACAAUAAAUUUGUGCCAAUGCUUUACUGCCUUAAUUCCAAUCAGUGACAUUUGGUGUUUGUCACCACAGCAACCAAAAAUCUAUUUAUUUUUUUCUAAUUAAGGCAAACCUCAAAAGACAAGCUGUACAUGUUGCAAACACAAAGAAAGUCAGGCGCUUUUUUUUUUUCUUUUCUACCUCCUCAAACCCCCUCCCCUUUGACCCUUUCCUCCAUGAUGAUGCGGGUAUUCAAUUAGUACCAUAGACACAAAGUUUCUAUUUCUUGUUACAACUGUGCUCUGUUGUGUGCAUAAAAGUAAGGCACCUUGUUGAUGAAUCAAAAACAAAAAAGUAGGACUUUCUUAAAAGCAAAAACAAAAAGGGGGUGGUGGGGUGCAAGGAUGGUGGCUGAUGGACAUUUUUUUGCUUUUUUUGACAUUCAAUGGGACUCUGAGGAGACAUUUACCACGAGAAACAGGGAGAAGAAGUAGUGACUUUUCCUCGGCAUUUUUAUGCCAGCAACUGUGGUGUUUUUUGGAGCCCAUAAAACAGAUGGGAGUACCAAAAAAUGACGUUCAAAAUGUGCUUCGAGGGGGAUCUGUAUGGUCUAAAGAUGCAAUUGUAGCAUUUCCAACAAUGUAGUCAUACUA